CGUGUUUCAAUAUUUCAACAACCGUUUCAACAUUCUCAACGCCUCCGCGUUCAUUCUUUUGCAUGGCAGUAUCCUUUCUGGCACAUGAGUUAUCUGAACUCUGUCUCGGUAAGCCGCCGUUGAAGUCUAUUUCAACGUCGGCUACCAUUGCCGAGGCAAUUGAAGUCCUUAGAAGCUCCGACGAUAGUUUCGUCAGUGUUUGGAGCUGUGACCAUUCUGAAUUCACUCGUUGUCAAUGUGUUGGGAAAGUUUGCAUGGUUGAUGUUAUUUGUUACCUUUGCAAACCAGAAAAUCUUUUGUGUCCUUCUAAAGCUCUUAAUGCUUUGGUUUCUGUAGUUUUGCCUAAGGUUGGUGGUCUUGUUGUUCAGCUUGAAUCUUCUUCUAGCUUAUUGGAAGCCAUUGAUCUCAUACUCCAGGGAGCACAGAAUCUUGUGGUGCCAAUUUUGCAAACAAAAAGAGGUGGAAUUUCAAGGAGAAAACAGCAACAAAAGUCAUCAACAAUCAACAACCACAACGGUGUUGAAUUCUGUUGGUUAACACAAGAGGAUGUGAUCAGGUUCUUGCUUGGUUCCAUUGGCCUCUUCACUCCACUCCCUGCAUACUCCAUUGAUUCUCUCGAUAUCAUCAGCCCCGAUGUGCUCGCAAUCGAUUACUAUUCCCCUGCGUCUUCCGCUGUUGAAGCCAUCUCAAAGUCGCUUGCACAACAAACUUCUGUUGCAAUUGUUGACAGUGAUGAUGGGACAUUCGUCGGUGAGAUAUCACCCUUCACCCUUGCUUGUUGUGAUGAGACGGUUGCUGUCGCGAUCACAGCUUUGUCUGCAGGGGACUUGAUGGCCUACAUUGACUGUGGUGCCCCACCAGAGGAUCUUGUGAGACUUGUAAAGGCAAGGUUGAAGGAGAAGAAUUUGGAGAAAUUGCUACAAAAGUUUACAAUUUUGACUUCCUUAACCAGUGAGGUGUCGACCUCGUCUUCCUCUGAUGAGGAGGGUCUGACGAGGUCAGGAAAGCACGCAAGGUCAUCGAGCUAUUCGGCAAGAUUUGUGAGAAAUGUAGAGGCUAUUGUUUGUCAUCCCAAGAGCUCUUUGAUUGCUGUGAUGAUUCAAGCAAUUUCUCAUAGAGUGAACUACUUGUGGGUUAUUGAGGAUGAUUGUAGCUUAGUUGGUAUUGUUACUUUUUCUAAUAUCUUGAAAGUGUUCAGAGAACGUUUAGAAGUUAUUUAGAUGUAUAGGAUAAAUGUAACAAUGUUUUGGCUUUGGAUGUUCAUAGGGAAGUAUGAACCUUUGUUAGCCUAUGAAUAUUACCCUUCUCUAA
This is a messenger RNA of Medicago truncatula (barrel medic), 1311 nucleotides long. RefSeq names its product CBS domain-containing protein CBSX5. NCBI's taxonomy places the organism in Eukaryota, Viridiplantae, Streptophyta, Magnoliopsida, Fabales, Fabaceae. Bases 63 to 1220 code for a protein of 385 amino acids. The transcript has 2 exons. Gene Ontology annotation, cellular component: cytoplasm; nucleus. The record is from RefSeq and is a predicted model, not a curated record.